AUGCACUUCAACCUAGUAUUAUUACCCGUCAUAACGACGCUCUCGCUGCUGGGGUCUCUGGUUCACGGCUCGCCCAUCAUAUGUCCAGACUCGAAACGAGAUGCAAUUCUGAGCGGCGCGAUGCCAGCUGAGGCGUGCUGUAGCUACGGAGUCUGCAAGAACACGGUUGUAAUCGCGAUGGGACGUGCGCAGGAAAAGGAGAGUUCGGCGAUUCGGUACAACGAAAGGCGGUGA
This is a messenger RNA of Daldinia caldariorum, 234 nucleotides long. RefSeq lists its product as uncharacterized. NCBI's taxonomy places the organism in Eukaryota, Fungi, Ascomycota, Sordariomycetes, Xylariales, Hypoxylaceae. The transcript is spliced from 2 exons. The record is from RefSeq and is a predicted model, not a curated record. Bases 1 to 234 code for a protein of 77 amino acids.